GCCGUCGCCGCGUCAGCUGCACUUGCCUCCACACACACACCGCUGGGAUUUGCCCUCGAGGGCUAGCCCGGCCGACACGAACGACCUACCCCACGAGGAGGCACUACUGCAGCGACGCUACAAGACGGCGAAGGACGACCCGGGACCACAAUACGCCUGGAACGGAAUGCCGCCCCAGCAGAAGAACUCCCCGCCGUCCCGGCAGAAGCAGGCUGACGACAAGGAAGCCGCCAACGGCGGCGUCGCCUCACGACCUGCCGUACCCGAGCUGGUGGUCGUCUGCAGCUCCAAGACGCCCUCUCCGGAAGAUGCGCCGCUGCCGCAGCCGCCGGCGGAUCAGCCCGAGAAACUGCUCGAUUUCGACGACGUGUUGCCGCACAUGGGGGAGUUCGGCGUCUACCAGAAGGGUCUUUUCAUCCUGCUGGCGCCGUUCGCAUUCUUCGUCACCUUCGUGUACUUCACGCAGAUCUUCGUCACGCUGACGCCCGAGAACCACUGGUGCAAGGUCCCGGAGCUGAUGAACCUCUCCAUAGAGCAAAGGAAGGCGCUGGCGAUCCCGCCGGCCGAGUCCGGCGGCUUCUCCAAGUGCCGCGAGUACGCGCUGGACUGGGCGGCGCUCAACCUGACCACCGUGCAGGCGGCAGACCCCGCGUGGCCCACGCGGCCCUGCUCCAGGGGCUGGGAGUUCGACAGCGACGAGGUGCCCUACUCCACCAUCGCCAUGGAGCUGGAGUGGGUGUGCGACAAGUCUGCGCUGGGCUCGGUGGCGCAGUCGGUUUUCUUCGCGGGCGCCAUCCUGGGCGGCGUGGUGUUCGGCUGGGUGGCCGACCACUGGGGCCGCAUCCCGGCGCUGGUGGGCACCAACGCCGUGGGCGCCGCCGCCGGCAUCGCCACCGCCUUCGCCUCUAGCUUCUGGGCCUUCUGCCUCUGCCGCUUCCUCGUCGGGCUCGCCUUCGACAACUGCUUCACCAUGAUGUACAUCCUGGUGCUGGAGUACGUGGGUCCGCAGUGGCGCACGUUCGUGGCGAACAUGUCGAUCGCGCUGUACUUCACGCUGGCGUCGUGCCUGCUGCCGUGGAUCGCCUACUUCGUGGCCGACUGGAAGCUGCUCUGCAUCGCCACGUCUGUCCCGCUGCUGCUGGCGCUCGUCACGCCCUGGGUGGUUCCGGAGAGUGCCAGGUGGCUAGUGUCUCAAGGAAAAAUCGACAAAGCCUUACGAAUUAUGAAGAAAUUUGAGAAAAUAAACGGCAAGAAAAUCGAUCCCCAAAUUUACAAGGAUUUUGAAGACAGCUGUCACAAGAUCUGCAAAGAGGAGGAGCAGGACAAGAGCUACUCAGUGCUGGACCUCUUCAGAACUCCGAGACUCAGGAGGAUAACCAUUCUGCUAAUCAUCAUCUGGAUGGCGAUCUCGCUGUGCUUCGACGGACACGUGCGCAACGUGGGCUCGCUGGGGCUGGACGUGUUCGUGACGUUCACGAUCGCGUCGGCCACGGAGCUGCCGGCGGACACGUUCCUGACGAUGGUGCUGGACCGCUGGGGCCGGAGGUGGCUCGCCUGCGGCUCCAUGGUGCUCAGCGGCGUCUUCAGCCUGCUCGCCAGCGCCGUGCCCACCGGCAUCGCGUCCGCGUCGCUGGCCAUCAUGGGCCGGUUCAGCGUCAACAUCUCGUACAACAUCGGGCUGCAGUACGCCGCCGAGCUGCUGCCCACCGUGGUGAGGGCGCAGGGCGUGGCGCUCAUACACAUCAUGGGCUACGUCGCCACGCUCAUCUCGCCCUUCGUCGUCUACCUGGCUGUGGUGAGCCCGGUGCUGCCGCUGAUCGUGUUGGGCGCCAUCGGCGUGGUGGGCGGCGCGCUGUCGCUCUACCUGCCCGAGACGCUGGACAAGGAGCUGCCGCAAACGCUGCGCGACGGGGAGCAGUUCGGCCUGGGGCAGCGGCUGCUCGACUUCCCCUGCUGCGGAAAAAAACCAGAAGCGAAGGACGCAGCAGCGGCGGUGGAGACGGGCAAAGAGGCGUCACCGCCGGCCAGUCCGUUCCAGCGAGGCCUGGGCAACCGCGCCUCGCUGCGAGCCUCCAUCCGCGGGGAGACCUACCGCUCCAGCAUGAUCCUGCGCUCUUCCGUGCGCUCGCGCCGCGCUGCCUCGCCGCCAGAUGCCAGCACCGCCGCAGGCGCAAGCGCUGGCGCCGCCACGCAGCCCGACGCCGUUUGAUGAGGCGGAGCAGACCAGACAGCCCUCUAGCGUCGCUGCGUCGCAGCACUCGGAGAAGUUAAACACUUGCCGUCCUCUGCUCUCCCUUGCCCUCUCCAUCGCUGUCUCGGGCUAUAUCGGUGGAAGAAUAACCAGCGUAUGGAUCUCUCGUACACCAGUCUCUGAUUCGAGCCACAGCUGACGCUAGUGUUUUCAGUUCCUAAGAUCCACGCCCUCCCUUCUCCUUUCAUGUUUAGGAAGCUGGGUGGAAUAAAGGUUUAUAUAGACUCACUAUUUUGGCCGGCAGGUCCCGUCGGCCUUCGCUGCCGAUUGAUGAUUCUCUAGCUAAAGCAUCAUUGUAUGUCAGCAUGCAUACCGCUCUCCUGAUCCUUAAUGUCGCAUUUAGGACCAAAGCCAAAACUGUUUCUACAAGUAGCUCAUCAGUCAUCGCCAAGGAGCCUCCCACCAAUGGAAAAUUCUCAUCAGUACCGGAAAUGAAAUCCCGUUAAACAGAUGUCGGUCAUGUGGGCUAGCUGCUCGGCUAUGGCGGUGGACAACAUUCUGAUAUCCUUCUCAAAAGUUUAUCAUCUUCAACAUCAGAUGUGUGCCUACCCCGCCGCUAAAAUUCUUUUUCCGCACAAGACAGAAAUCGAUGUUUUAAGCACAUACGCAGAUGCAAUGUUCUUCUUUUGUGAACUUACGAUUGCGUUCCUUUCAUACACUUUCUGAGUCUGAGACUAUCUCUGCACACAUAUAAUAUUCACUGUAAGUGUUACAGAGCGUAUUACUAUAUAUUAAAACUGAAUAUUGUAUCAAACAUGAAACCACACAGUCUAUGCUUUGACCAUAACAGACGCGGGUAGACUCAGGAAAAGUGAUAUAUUUCUUUAGUUUCAUCACGGUCCUAUACACGAGCUAUUUAAUUUAUGUCAGUCAGUUCUCCCAGAUGCUCUCCGCCAAUAACAUGGCAAAUAUAAACAACUUAGUUUAAAAGACUAGAAGCCACCGGUGAUAGAGUAUCGUACUUUCAACAUCUUUGAUAGAAUUGUGGUAUUUAAUGUUUGUGUGGCUGCAUAAGUUUUCUCACUGACAGAAUACAAUAUUUUGAUCGUAUUGGACAAUGUUGUUAGGCAAAGUUUCAGUACCUUUACCAAUGAAAACACGUUACUGGAACAAAGUAUAUACGAAAAGAAGGGACUGGCCUUCCUGUAGGUAUUAUUUCGUAAAGUAGGCCAACUAAAAUUCGUAUUAGAAUAUGUACACGCCGAUAACUUUUCUACUCAUAAAACUGCCUACUGCUCUGUACGUCUGGAUGUAUUUCGUAAUCACCACAGGCACCGCCGAGGAGGGAAGCUGGUAUUUACUUGUAAAAGCGAAAUUAAAAACUGUUUGCAUCAUCUAAACAAAAUGUGAUUAGCAUUUCUGGAAAAUAUCAUCGUCUAUACCAUAGCGAUAGUAUUUGGCACAGUCAGAUGACAAAUGCAAAGCACGUAUGCGAAAUAUUAGCACAAGAAGUUAACCUGCGU
Schistocerca americana (American grasshopper) is the source of this 3714-nucleotide messenger RNA. Its product is annotated as organic cation transporter protein-like. The coding region runs from base 167 to 2209 and encodes 680 amino acids. NCBI's taxonomy places the organism in Eukaryota, Metazoa, Arthropoda, Insecta, Orthoptera, Acrididae. Gene Ontology annotation, biological process: transmembrane transport. Gene Ontology annotation, molecular function: transmembrane transporter activity. The transcript is spliced from 10 exons. The record is from RefSeq and is a predicted model, not a curated record. Gene Ontology annotation, cellular component: membrane.